This is a messenger RNA of Cuscuta epithymum, 1199 nucleotides long. Lineage: Eukaryota; Viridiplantae; Streptophyta; Magnoliopsida; Solanales; Convolvulaceae. The record is from the annotation of a GenBank genome assembly.
CUGACCUUUAUGUUUUUUACAACCGCAAAAGUUUGAUUUUGUGUGAUAGAGUUAGGUCAAGUAUGGUCUGUGUUGGGACCGAAAUAAUGAUUGGCAGUUUGGCAAGAAGAUGCAUACAAAUGUACAAUAAUCACUGGUUUGGUAGUAUAUUAUGUGUAUGUAGCUAUAUGGUGUGUAAAACAAUGACUCCCUCCAGUAACACACAUACAUAUGUGUGAGUGGUUAAUUAAUGUAUUUGUGCAUCUAGCCAAUAUUAAAUUUGGCAAGUAAAAUCAUCUUAAAUAUUGAUUUAUAUUUGUAGCGAUCUCAAUAUAUAUUUGUUCAUUUAUAUUUAGGCUUAUCAAAUACUCCGUACUACGACGUAUAACUUCUUUACAACUUAAUUUGUUUGAAUUUUACUCAAGAAUCACGAUAGAGUUUAUACCAACGGUUAAUGCAUUCACCUACCCCAAAAAACAUUUUAAACUUGUCAUAGCCGAUCUGAACAUGAUUACGCAGAAUUGUUUCCUCAAGCGAGAGAGAUAUUAGUGGCUCUAUAUGAAAUGGGAGUUGGCGUUGCAAUUGCCUCAAGAACACCCACUCCAAACAUAGCUCGUGUUUUCUUACUUAAGCUAGGUUUAGGAUCAAUAUUUAUUGCAAAGGAAAUGUUUCCAAGUAGGUCACCCAAAACAGAACAUUUUGAAAGGAUCCAUAGAAGAACAAUGGUGCCUUAUAAUCAAAUGUUGUUUUUUGACGAUGAGAAAAGGAACAUUGAUGCGGCAUCUCAAAUGGGAGUGACAAGCGUGUUGGUAACCAAUGGCAUAAAUCUUAAAGCUCUAUAUGAAGGACUCUCAGCAUUCCAUCAACGCCAUAUUCUACCUCCACAACAUGCAUUUAUGAUACCCCAUCACCAUCCUAGUCGAAUUGCGCCUCCCGCCCAACCUCAACUUCAUGGGUAUUGCAGCACGUCACAUAUUGUGCAACCUCGCCCAGAAGGAUGUUGCAACAUUCCAUGCAUGCAUUUCAAAAUGAUGUCAUUAUGUCGCUAUCGUCACCAUCACCAUCACCAUCACCAUAGCAAUCGCCAUAGGCACAUUUAGCCAUGUUUCAAGUUGACUUGUUCUGAUUAAUACUUUAUUUAAUUACAUAAUAUUAACCAUAUUAUCAUGGUUCCUUCUAAUUUUUUCAUACAAGUGAUCAAGAUUAUGUUAUAAACAAAG